AUGGGAGCCCGUGCUGAAGCAAAGGUGCCCAAGGAAAGCACAGCUUCCAUCCGGACCAGUGAGGAACUCAAGCUGUCGCCCACAGUCUGCAAGAUUGGCCGAAGCCUGAACGACAUCGGCGGCAGCCCACAGGUGGAGCGCAGACGGCGUAACUCGUGGGGCACCAGCGGUAUACCCAAGCUCUCGUCCAACCCACUAGUGGCCACAUUGGCCCCGAAGCUGCGCCGCGCUGCUUUCAACAGGGUCAAGCCUGCAGCCGGUACGUCCUUCUGUGCACAGAACACAAGUGUUGCGGCACUCAUUAUGGCGACACAUCAGAGAGGAAACAGGCACAUGACAGUGUAGAUACUUAAUAAAAAAAAUACAGUU
Rhipicephalus sanguineus (brown dog tick) is the source of this 369-nucleotide messenger RNA. RefSeq lists its product as uncharacterized. The coding region runs from base 1 to 345 and encodes 114 amino acids. Lineage: Eukaryota; Metazoa; Arthropoda; Arachnida; Ixodida; Ixodidae. The transcript has 2 exons. The record is from RefSeq and is a predicted model, not a curated record.